AGCAGUUCUCUAUGGUCUCUGAGCCCUGGGCAUGCACCAGAAUCACCGGUGCCAUUUGAAAACGCACAUGUGCACCCUGAGAGUCUGAGGUCUGGGGUGGGGCCCGGAUGUGGGUAGUUUUUACAGGUCCCCAGUGGUUCUAAUGCAUAGCCAGGGUGUAGAUGGUCCAUACACCCCCAGUACUCUCAUCCCUGCCCACAGCUUCCAGUUGCCAGUUGGUUGACAAUUCCCAAAUUGCCUUCGCCAGCCCAGCCCCCUCUGCUUUCCUCCAGGCUACAAAUUCACCUGCUUCCAGAACAUUUCCACUUGGAUAAUCCACAGGCCCUUCCAACUCAGCAUGUCCAACCCUGAAUUCGUGAGCCCUGCCUUUCCUCCCAGGAGCCGGAAUGGCCCCUCCCGAGUCACCCCGCCAAAGGCACACGUUUAUAGGGCCCACCUACCUCCUCACCCUAUCCAGACACCAGCGAAUUUUCAAAACUGCGUGUUCCAGAAGCAGCCCCAGGCUCCCCUCACACCCUGCAUCAGACCUCAUCCUCUCUCCGCAGCAGCCUCCCAACUCUAUUUCCACCUCUCUCUCACCCAUCCUCUUUACUAUAGCCAGAGUCAUCCACAAAAAUGCCUAUGUGAUCACACCAUUCUGCUCAAAACCCUUCCGUGGUCCCCAGGGUUAGGCUCUUUCCAUCUGCGUUCGUCACCCAGUCCUCACCCUACCUGCCAAAUUGCCAUAAUUAGAUAUCUGAAAUGCUGCCCUCCGGCUCCCUACUUCAAGCCUCAGCUCAGAUGUUCCUCCUCUGUGACCCCUGCCUUCAGCCCUCAGUACCCAUUUCUACCAACACUGCCCUUACUGUGCCCCAGUGACCCCCGUGUUUGCAAGUGUGUCCGUACUCCAAGCCGUAGGCAGCACGGGAGACGGGAGGUGAGCUGUGGGGAGACCCGAGCUGAAAGCUUCUGCGCAGAACCUCAGCAACCCAAUGAGGCAGGUGAACUGGCCGCGAAGAGAAGAAACCGGUGGAGCAGAGAGCAGCUGCUGCAGGGCAGACAGCCAGGCCCCCCAAAUCUGUACGCACCAGCAGGCGGCUGCCCCACACAGGGACCGGCCUUCCCAGGCCUUCCCGUCGCUCCCCGCCCUCACUCCCUCCCGCCCUCGGCCCGGCCUCCCAGCUCUCUACUUUGCGUGUCUACAAACUCAACUCCCUGUUUCCGUGCCUUUCCGCCGCCCGAGUUCUCUACUCUCCACACCGAGGGGCCCCUCCCAGCAUCUACCCGCCUCCCAACCUUGGGGGACCUAACCAAGCCAGGGGGGACUGGAUCCGACGGGUGGAGCAGCCAGGUGAGCCCCGAAAGGUGGGGCGGGGCAGGGGCGCUCCCGGCCCCACCCCGGGAUCUGGUUACGCCGGGGCUGGAAUUUGACACCGGAUGGCGGCGGCGGCGGCGGGCAGGAGGCUGCAGAGGGAUGGAGUUGGGCCCGGCCCCCAGACAAGGCCCGCGGGCUCCGCCAGCAGCAGGUCCCUCGGGCCCCAGCCCUCUCUGCCACCUGGGCCCGGAGCCCCACACCCGAGGGCGCAGACUGGCUGCCAAGACCACACUUUUGGCUAAAAGAGGCACUGCCAGGUGCACAGUCCUGGGCAUGAGCCGUUUGAGCUUCGGGGGAUAGCCCAGCACUAAUCCCAGGAAAGGUGCCUAGAAGAACACGGUCCAGGACCCCGUGGUGAGUAGCGGGCUGUGGAUGGGGAGGCAAGGGCUGGAGAACCAAAUGGCCCCAGACGGCAAGGAGGGAGGAGAGGAGGGCCUCAGCGGCCCUCCAGAGACCUGCUCCCGGGCUCCCCCUAGCGCAAAGGGCGCCUACGGCUGUCCUGCCGGCCUUUCCCGCCAUCACAGAGCACAGUCACUGGCCUGGCCCAGAGGCCCUGAUUCCAUUUAGCCAAGAGGUGCACACCAGGACCUGGAGGACCACCCCAGGAAGGCCUGGGGGUCUGUCCCACAGGUGUGCAAGCAUUCUGUGUGCUAGAGGAUGGGGAUGGGGAUGGGGAUGGGGACGGGGGUGGUAGCUGGGACCAAGAGAAGGCUGGCUAAUGAGGACUGAGGAAGGCUCUGGGGCCCCAGAAGGGUGUUUGGAAAUGCCAGCAGUGGAGGCUUGGGAAGCCUGGCUGGGAUCAGAGAUGAUGGCCCAAGGGGGAACCUUCUAGGAGCAUGACUAGGCUGCUAGACCCACAAGUGGCUGGGAGGGCAGACCUAGACCACCUCUCAGGGUGGCUCAGCUCUCAGAGACCAGGCUGGCAUGGAAGCCUGGCUGGCCCUCCUGGGAGUGGCUCAGGCCUGAGUGUAGCUGAGGGUAAGGAAAAGCCCACCCUGCUUGGAAUCUGCAGGCUUGGCAGACUCUGCCCCCUGGUGGCCACAGGAAGCCAUGGCCCAGGCCCCAUGUUUUCAGAGGGCCCAUUCGCUCCCACCAUCCCCUGGCUCUGUGGUCAUCGAGGGACACCUAUGGUCAGAGGAGAGAACGCAAGUGGCUCUGGAUCCAGAACACAGUUCACAGAGGAGCAAGGGGAAGCAGCUCUGGGUGGACAGCGCAGGUUGAGGCUUGGGGCUCACUAUCAUUAGAUAACUCAGAGUGACCAGCUAGCACCCUAUUCUUCUCCAGGCCUCAGCUUUCUCCCUGGCAGCCUAGGGUGAAGGCUCUCUGUAGGACCAACUGUGUUCAGCUAUGACUCCCUCCAGCCAGUUCUGGCAUCUCCAGCCCUACAGCACAGAGCAGGAAGGUUCUGGGAAAAGAGGACCCCUCCCUCCUCUCCAGCUGUGUGACCUUGUGACCUUAGACUACCUCUGAGCUUCUUUGAACCUGGUUUGCUCAUCUGGAAAAAGGGGAUUAAACAUUUACCUCUUGGAGUUGUAUAAGAAUAGCUGCAAAGCACCUAACACAUAGUAAGGUUCCCAGCACAGCUACUUCUGCUGGGCUGAGUCUAGCUGUCCAGGCCCCUUGCUCCUCACCUGGAGAAACUGGGGUGGCAGGAUGGCCCCCCAAAAGAUAACCCAUCUCUUAAUUUGCAAGCUGCCUCAAGAGGAGGGUGGGGGAACAGCUCCACAAAGGCUGAUGGGCGCUCCUGGUGUUGAUAGAGAUGGAACUUGGACUUGGAGGCCUCUCUGCACUGUCCCACUGCCCCUGGCCUAGGUGGCAGGUGAGUGGUUCUCCCAGUGACUCCCAGCUGGUACUGAAGAGAGGCAGCUCGACUGGCGAGGGAGAGUGGGGUUUGGCUUGGGCCGCGGUUACAUGUGGGAGGGGAAAUGGUCAGGAAGGGACCAGGUGAAUGGGAGGAGGAGCGGAACUUCUCUGAAUGGUCGGGGCACUCAGGUGAUUCCUUCCCCCCACCUCGUCCCCGAGCUAGCAAACCCAUUAUACCGGAACCUAGGCCCUUCCUGAGCUCCCCUCUACACAGCUAGGAGCCCAUCCCCGGCCUGAUCUCAGCCCGAGGACAGCCCCUCCCUGAGGUUCUCCCUCCCCAAGCCUCUUUCUCCCUGAGGCUCCACUUGGUCUCUCCGCGCAGCCUGCCCUGUGGCCAACCCUGGCCGCUCUGGCUCUGCUGAGCAGCGUCGCAGAGGCCU
Sapajus apella (tufted capuchin) is the source of this 3597-nucleotide messenger RNA. RefSeq names its product artemin (gene ARTN). The record is from RefSeq and is a predicted model, not a curated record. The transcript has 2 exons. Gene Ontology annotation, molecular function: glial cell-derived neurotrophic factor receptor binding; receptor tyrosine kinase binding; growth factor activity. Lineage: Eukaryota; Metazoa; Chordata; Mammalia; Primates; Cebidae. Bases 338 to 1654 code for a protein of 438 amino acids.